Messenger RNA from Strongylocentrotus purpuratus (purple sea urchin), 6018 nucleotides. RefSeq names its product protein FAM13A. Gene Ontology annotation, biological process: signal transduction. Lineage: Eukaryota; Metazoa; Echinodermata; Echinoidea; Camarodonta; Strongylocentrotidae. The record is from RefSeq and is a predicted model, not a curated record. The coding region runs from base 627 to 4196 and encodes 1189 amino acids. The transcript has 28 exons.
AUCUUCACACAUUAAUGGCCUAGGAAAAGAUUCCCUUCGCUGAUUCCGCGCGGACGAAUUAUUCCCUUUCAUUCCGCAUCAUCACGCCAAAUACCAGCGAACAACUCGAUGAACAUUUCUAGGAGUGCCGUCUGGUUACAUCUGGACCAGAGAUUGGAUCUCACGUCCACACCCAAAGCUUGUGAAGUAGCAAUCAGUCAGUCAGACUCUACUUUUAUUGAACCAAAGACUGAGAGAGAGAGCUGGUACAUGGUCCAUCACUGAACCAGAAUUACAGUUGACAGUUGCCAUGGUGAUAGGACUUUGAGCAGAGAAUUCUUGGCACACACACACACCUACACACCGACCGACCGCUCUACUCUUUCCCAUUCGUCAUUGCCCUCAUGUUGCGCCGACAGCUCCUAUCCUGUAGGUCUCUAAAGCAGCCGUAAGGUGCAGCACCAUUGUCACAGAUCGUAGAGAGAAAAAGACCUGAUAAAUCAGUGUCUUCUUUGGACAUAUAUCACAAAUCUCUGCUCGCUCCUCGUUCAAGCGAUCGGCAUCCAACGGCAAAUUGCCUGGAGUAAAGCUGCAAUUUGGUCGGUCAUUUAGAAAUAGUUUAUGGCACCAUCCUCUUCUCUUUGUAUAUGUUGUCAAGGGUUGUGCCAGCAGGCACUGACCGUAGGGUCCCAGCGGUUACCGCCAUGCAGAAGAUACUGCGCUCUCCGGCCAGCAUACGUCGUAAGGUCGUUAAUAAGAUGUUUGGUGUCCCGUUGAAAGAACUCUGCCGCUAUGGACCUAAUGGAAUUCGAAUACCAGAACUCUUGCAGAAAAUCAUUGAAUUUAUUAAGAUGCAUGGUAUCGGACACGAGGGAAUCUUCCGCAUCAACGGUAGCUCCAAAAUAGUGGAAAAACUGAGGAUGCAGUAUGAUCGCCAUGGCAACGCCAAUCUGGAGGAGGCUGGCGAUGUGAUGGCUGUAGCUAGUCUUCUCAAACUCUUUUUCAGAGAACUUCCAGAUCCCGUCGUCAUCGGCCAGCUUCAUCCUCAGUUUCUUACAGUACAAGAAGAAUUUCAGUACAACAAGGAGGAGAGUCUGAAACAGCUCAAGAACCUUCUACAGCAGUUACCAGAAGAGAACUUCCUCGUUCUGCGGUAUCUCUGCAGCUUCCUGAUCAAGGUCAUUCACCAUGAGGACACCAAUAAGAUGAACUCCAUGGCUCUAGCCAUCGUGUUUGGGCCAAACUUAUUCAGGUGUGCUGAUGGCAUACAGGGGCUCAGAGAACAAGGGCAAACCAAUCAUCUUGUCCGGCUCUUCAUCGACAAGUUUGACUUUCUCUUCGGUCAUGAUGGAGGUAGCUAUAGCCCGCCCUCGCCUGUCAACGCUAUCAACGGGUCAGGUCGGGUCUGGAACUCAAAGCGUAUUGAAGUGCAAGCAGCCAAGGAGAAGAAAUCCCCACCCUUCACUCCACUACCACAUGCCCAGUACAUGAAACAGAGAAGAACAAAACUGGCAUUGCAGGAAGAAGUGGACCUGAACUCCAACUAUUCUGAAGUCUCCAAAGAGGACUCAUCAUCUGGAAGCCCUCAGAAUCAUGGAUAUCUUAGUAUCCCUGAUGGUGAAUACGAGGAGAGGGCCUUUUCACCAUUCACUCUGGACAGUGACCAAGGCACCAGUGCUGCUCCUUCACCUGUAACAUCCUCUAUUACAUCAGAAUUGGUAGAGAGGACGAUACAGGAGAGUAUAUCUCAGCACUUAUUUGGCGCUCGUGGCAGUCCCCGUCUUGACCUUAGCCCGAGACAAGAAACUCCAGUAGCUAUGCCAAGGAAGAAACAUCAGAAAAAGAACCAAGAUAGUUCUUCAUUUAAUAGGAGAAGUAACUCAGAGUCUUCCUUAGAGCACCUAGUCAACUCAUUCGCCGAGAGGGAAGGUAUAUCGGUCAAAAAUAGGGCACAGCAGUUCUCCGACGACACCCUGGUAUCAAGCAAGUCACAUGAUCAGAGUCAUCCAGUCAGAAGGAAAGGCAGGCCAGCGUCUAAAGCCUUUGAUAUAUUUGAAUCUCAGGGCAUCAUCAUUGGACAGAGAUUAGUGGAUUCUUCUUCUGUGAGCGAAGGACUUUCCCGAGAGGGGACUUUGACCGACGUAACGCAUGAUGGAGAGUCAGAACUGGACAGUGUCAAACGCAACUCAGGCACAUUAAACUCAUUAACAGCAGGUAGAGUGGCACCUCCCAAGAGAAGAUCUCCUACAAAGAAACAUAGGAGUGCAAAGGGAGAGCAUAGCCUUGAUUCUCCGAACGGGAAAGAGAAGGCAGCCAAACGAUCCAACAAUUCUGAUUUCAGGACACAGAAUCACGAUGUUUGGCUUAGACAAAAUGGAGAUGGACAGAGAAGUCCUUCUAAUGGGGGGAGCAGGAAUCCCAGAGAAGGGGGGCUAUGGGGGGUACAUAAUAACAUUGAUACACCUCAGCAUAGGGAACAACCGGUACCUCAACCAAGAACUAGAAGGGGCAAAGCGAAAGAUGAUGAGAUGGAUGAAGCAAGCAGGAGGAGAACGGAAGGUGUCUCCGAGGGUCAUGGAGACAGGAGGAGAACAGAAGGAGAUGAGAGACGGCAUGAUGGAGGAGAGGCGAGGAGAAUGAACGAAAGAGGAGGAGACGGGAGGAGGAGAGAUGAAGAGAUGAGGGAUGGUAGGAUGGAGGAUGAACUCAGAAGAUUGAAAGGAGAGGAUCGAAAGAAUCCAUCACCUAAUUCUCUCAGAGGACAAGUGGUACCCCCUCUGGAUUUGGCCGGUCUGCAUGUUGAUACUGAUGGUCAUGAAGCUGUAUUAGCAUGGCAAAGUCAGCAAGCAGCCCCAAAGAGUGGAGGAGGAGGAGGAGGAGAAGGAGAAGGACAGAGUGGAAUGGAAGGAGGUCCCCAGACAUUAUCUAGGCUUGAGAAGCUUCAAACCAUAACCAGUCUUCUUCAACAUGAACCUUACGAUGCCCCACUCUCCCCCAGGGCUAAAGAUGCCCCGCCCACCUUUGGCAGUGGCUCAUGGGAUACGCUGGAGGGGCCACCCUCACCUGUUUCCAAGCACGAUAUGUUUCCUCGGUUUGUACCUUCCAGCAAGCGGUCAGAGAGCUCUCUGGACGAAGAAGAUCAGGUGUCCAUCAUCAGGAGAUUGACAAGACAAGUAAGAUCCCUCAAGCAGAAGAUCAAGCAGUAUGAAGAAGAGUUUGAAAGUCAAUACCAUGCCAAGCCUAGUCACACAGAGAAGCUUAGUCAACCAGAGAUCAGAAAGAUGAUUGGAGAACUGAAGAGAGCAACCAAACAACUCAAAGCCUUAAAGACUGAAGCCAAAGAGAGUAAGAACCCUCUUCACAGCACCUUGCCUGCUCGUCUCUCUCCUAACGGUGUGGAGGAAGGCUCCCAUCUAUCUGGUCUCAAAGAAGCCCUCAACCUUGCCCAGAAACGACUCCAAGAGAAGCGAGAUGAUGCGAAGAGAGGCUUUGAUGUCCUGGAAAUGAACCAGGAUGAAGUGAGAGAGGAGAAGGUUGCCAUUCAGAAAGCUUUGCUUCAACUAGAGAGUAAAUAUGGCAGGCCGACAUCAAGAGCUUCCAAAGAGGUGAUGAAACCGUUGUACGACCGCUACCGCACCUUGAAGAAACUCAUGAAAAACAAGGAGUUAAGAAGAAGCAUUAGUGAAGAGGCGAGCCCAUCUGAUUUGAAUACCAUAGAGGAGCAUGUAGAGACAAGAGAUUUCAUUCCUAAACAUAUGGGAUUCGUUCACAGUAAGUAUGAUAUGGAGGGUGAAGAAGAGAAUGAAGAAGACGACAUGUUUUGCACAACAGACUUCCGUGUGACCCAGAUGGUGUCACCAAGUCAGAGGUCAUCUGGGAGGUCACCGUCGGACCAUGAUGAUGUUUGUGUGAGUCCUAACGAUAGUUACAGGAACGAUUCUCCGUUCAGCCCGGCUAGCGCUUCCUUCCAUGAGGCAUCAUUGGAAGAACUUCAGACAAGAAGAGACCAAUCUUUGGAUGAGAAAAGACGUCUGCGUAGAGUUCUGAAAGACUUUGAAGAGAAUUUUCUCCACGAGACUGGUCAGAGAGUUCAGAAGGAAGACCGAAGUCCUAUGGAGAUGGAAUAUGUACAGUACAAGCAUGUCAAGAAACAGUUGAAGCUUCUGAAUGCCCUAAUUGCCAAACACCAAUCACAGACCUUAGCAGCGGUCACAUGACGGUCUUCAACCAAUCAUGCCUCUGAUGUCACAUGAUCAAAAUGAGUCACAUGAUCAAAAUGAAAUGUCUCGUGAUCAAAACAAGAUGCAAGAUACAUUAUUGCAUCGUGGAAUAAAACCCUGGGCAUGUAAACCAUGUUCUUCAUAUCUCUUAAAAAAAAUGUUUGAUAGGUUAGAUUUUGUCAUCAUAAAUGUUUAAUCCGUCCAGCUAAGUUUCAUGAUGAUAUGGGAUAUAAGCUGAUUUCCUUUGCUGAGAAAGGGGAAUGUGGCUUCAAGUGUGUACAGAUAAGCUGUGAUCCCAGUGCGUAAAGCAUUGUUUGAAAGUAGGGCACAGAGAUGCAUCAAAUAGCCCUAAAGACGGGAGGGAGGCAGGCUCAGAUAUUUGGAUAGUCUGGCAGCAAGGGAAGGAUACUCAUAUCUUAACGUAUUGAUAAUGGAGAAAGUUUUGUGAUUGCUUCACAUAGAAGUGGGAUACCAAAUGAUGUGGAUAUUAUAAAUGAGAGAUCGAACGAAGCUUGAGACUCCAGGCUAUUAUAUCAAGAUAGCUUAUGACAUAUUUAGAAGUCUCGGUGAAAGCAUGAGGGGCUGAUUCUGCUUCUCUACUCACCUAGCCCUUUAGGGGACCUAUGAAAACUGCCCUGCGUUUCACAUGAAUAGCAAAUAUUUUUGAGUAUAUUUUCAAUUCCACGCUAAGCCUUCCAGUUCAUCAAUGAACAGAGACUUAAUCUGAUUGUGCAUAUGAAGAUUGGAGUGAUGCUUUUAAGGUUGAUAGUUUUAGGCCUUCAGUUGUGUGCCUCAAAAAAAGUUGAAUCCAAAGGAUAUUCCCAAGAGACUUUGUUUGAUUAUGAUUACCGGAAUGCUCUUUAUUUGAUAGUGGACAUGCAUUUAAAACCUUGAUCAUUUUGUAAUCUCAUGCCAUUGCUUCUACCUUUUAUGAACCUCCUUCUUUGAUUUAAGCUUUGAAUUUAAUAGUUUGGAGAUAUUGUAUGUUUUAUGACAUGUUGGUAGUUCUUUGCAUGGAGGGUGGAAACGUUCUUGCUUUCUCUUUUAUUUAGUCAUAUCUGUUUGAUUCCCAAAACAUAAAGAUUUUGAAGGAAAUCAAAAGGUGUGGAUAAGUUUUUGAUCUACUUGGUCUUGGUGAUGUUUGCCUUUGAAUUUGUUUUUGGUAUUUAAAGGACCUCGGUCAAUGAAAUGAUUAUUCUUGCCUACAAAUGAGAUUUGAAGUUUUGAAAUAUUUGUUUUCCGCCUUUAUUCUACCACCACUUUGAAAUGAUUUCAUGAUUAAUUUAUUCACACAAUUUAUUCAAACCAGUUUUAUGUUUUCCCCAUAAGUGAUUUAACAUGUAUAUGAAUAUGAAGCAUGUCAACCAAAGCUAAGAAAAUUCAGGAUUAUUAUUAAGUUUGUGUUUUUUUUUAAAGUGAUGCCAUCAUGAUUUUGUCCUUUUGUGCAAUAUUUGUUUGUCAAGUCACCAUGCUACAUCAGUUUUAGACCCUGAUUAGUAAUUAUAAGUGUAUUAUUCAUUGGACUUUUCUUUCCGUUAUACACCCUGUUUAGUGAUUACGAGUGUAUUAUUCAUUGGACUUUUCUUUCUUUCUCCUUUUUUCAAACAUUUAUCAUGAUAUACCUUGAUUAUUGAUUUGAGAAGGAAAAGGAGCUGUACGUUUAAAAAUUGAACAAAAGUUUCAAAUUAAAGUGCUUGUUUUGACCGUCCCCAUGUCAGUGCCAUGGUAUAAAAAGAGCAGUAACAAAAGAGUUAGGCAUAGAAAUGAAAAUUGUUGGGUAGAUGAAUGUAAUCUAUGUUACUAUGCCUGCAUCCCUUUA